Molecule: messenger RNA, 840 nt
Organism: Cucurbitaria berberidis CBS 394.84
Lineage: Eukaryota; Fungi; Ascomycota; Dothideomycetes; Pleosporales; Cucurbitariaceae
Exons: 1
Coding region: 122-673 (183 amino acids)
Biological process (GO): retrograde vesicle-mediated transport, Golgi to endoplasmic reticulum
Source: RefSeq, a predicted model, not a curated record
CAUCUCCCAGCACCAUUAUACGCCCGCAGCUCAGCCCCGUCUCCCCUCACCAUUUGCUUUCGAUGGCAAUUCCCCGGGCCCGUUUGCUCCAGGACAGGGGCCUGACGCAUCGCAAGAUCCCAUGAUGGCUCUGAUGCAGCAGAUGAUGGGUGGUGCAGGCGGUCCAGGACAGCCAGGAGCAGGACCUGGCGAUCUGCCCCCAGGUCUGGCAAACAUUUUCUCUGCCGUAAACGGAGGGGCCGCUGCCGAGCCGUCACCGCAGCAAUCGUCUGCUUGGAUCUGGCGCCUUGUGCACUCGGUCUUCUCGUUAGGUCUUGCCAUCUACAUCGUCCUACAAACCCCGUUCACGGGAGCGAAGCUGUCACGCGACAACAUCCUCGACGAUGACUGGACCGCCCAGUCCACCCCUGCCCAAAAUUUCGCCCAUUUCUUCUACCUCUUCGCCACCUUCGAGGUCAUUGUACAGUCGUCACGCUACUUUAUCGAGAAAGGCCAACUACAGGGUAGCGGCAUUCUCAGCACGGUCGCAGGCAUACUUCCACCACCCUACUCCAACUACGUGCGCACUGUCGGCAGGUACAGCGUCAUAUACAGCACAGUCGUCAGCGACGCCAUGGUGGUCGUAUUCGUACUGGGUGCUACGAGCUGGUGGCGAGGUGCUGCUGUUGCUUGAACAACAAGUGUUUUCGCAUAUCUAGACAAAUGGUACAACCGUCCUCCAAAUACCCGGUUCUCGUUCUGUGAUCACGGCAUACAAUGCUCUCCUGUAGCUAACAAGCAACCAAUCAGUACUCUCUCGGAAGCAAAACAACGAGACACGAGAUCCCAAAGCAGGAGUGA